AUGCAGCUCAUCCUGUCUCUCGGAAGGCUCUCCUUACUUCUCAUUCUGAUUAGCUGCGUAUGUUUGGCGUUGGCUGAGCCAAAUGACAUCGCGUCCGGAGGGCUCCAAGUUCGCGCUGCGAAGACCAAGGCAAAGACAAAGGUCAAAGCUCCUCCAGUGGUGGCGGCCAAGCCGAAAGUCAAAGCGGCCACUCCCAAAGCCAAAGUGACGACUCCCACGACCAAGGCGACGACUCCCAAAGCUAAAGUGACGACUCCCAAAGCCAAAGCGACGACAGCUAAAACCGCAGUGACAACUCCCAAAGCGAAGCCAACGACGAAGACUCCGCCUAAGACGACUAAACCUCCAGGCAACUCGACAGCAACUACACCAUCAAAGACCGGUGCCGCAACGUCUUGCCCCAUACCGAAGAAAGGAAAACGUGCCUUCUUUGAAACGGACGAGGAGUUGGACGCGUACUACGGCAUCGUCCAGCGGGAUAUCAACAGGGACGUCAAGAUCAAAGGUCGUUCUAUUGAGAAGAGAACAAAUGUUUGUGGGUUCCAUGAGUUGAGGGAUCAGGAUGUGGCCAACGAUGGAUGCCAAGCCGUUCUUCCCAGUGCGUUUGUGAUCGAUGCUGCCACUGGGAACCUUGUUGAGCAACAAGUACAAAACCAGCCAGCGGGUACCGCCUGUGACCAUAUCAUUGAACUUCAACUCGUCGCAGAUGUGAUGCAAAACACCGGUGCCUGCAAAGCCGCUGAACUCAUGCUCAAAGCAGGAGGAUUUAAAUCCCUCCCCGAAGCUGGAGGAAUCUCUCUAACCGCAAAAAUGAAAGCUCUCAUCGACAAACACGUCGUCCCAGCUGUAAACGGUCAACGAAAUGUCGUCUUUCUCGAUUCAGGCGUAAACCAAGCCAAGAACAUCUACGUCCAACAAUUCAAGGGGGUAGCUACUGCUCAACUCCCCCGCGGGGCGACUGUUAACAAUGGUGCGAAAGCGGCACAGAUCCGGAGUUAUCUGACGAAUGCUGCGAUUCGUGUGAGGACGACCACGGGAGCUGCGACUCUUGAUAAUGCUAUUGGGAAUUUCUUGAACGCGGCGAAAGUUGAUGCGACGAAGGAGUUGGAGAAGAGAAAGACCAAGGCUGGGCAGCAGUGUUCGGAGAGGGAGCAGGUGAUACUUGCACAGGAUGCGUCGACGAUUGAAGCGGAACCUGCGAGGAGUAAGCAGGCAAAUUUUCCGUCUAUGCAGGCUCUUUGGGCCAAGAUCUCUGAUGUGUAG
This is a messenger RNA of Marasmius oreades (fairy-ring Marasmius), 1263 nucleotides long. RefSeq lists its product as uncharacterized. Lineage: Eukaryota; Fungi; Basidiomycota; Agaricomycetes; Agaricales; Marasmiaceae. The coding region runs from base 1 to 1263 and encodes 420 amino acids. The transcript is spliced from 5 exons. The record is from RefSeq and is a predicted model, not a curated record.